Molecule: messenger RNA, 668 nt
Organism: Phascolarctos cinereus (koala)
Lineage: Eukaryota; Metazoa; Chordata; Mammalia; Diprotodontia; Phascolarctidae
Source: RefSeq, a predicted model, not a curated record
CAGGCCCGAUAGGGAGAAGGAAUCCUGUCAUUACAGAUCGAAUGGGUCCUGUCGGGGGCCGGGUCCUAGAAGCUGGUGAGGGUCCUGGGCUUUUGGAGGACCAUGGCAUGUCUCUGAGGAGUUCACUCACACUCUUGGAUGGGGCCCUGGGCCUUGGAAUACUAGGACUCGGUGCUCGCCUUGUCCUGGCCCUAGCUGGACCAGGCAUGAUGCUCCUGCUGCUGUUUCUAAUGUUGAGUUUCCUGACCUUCGACCUUGUGCAUGGACCCCUGGAGUUGCCUCUGCCUCAAAGACCAACAUUUAGACCCCUUGGGGCAGGGGGUGAAGGCCCCCACUUACAAGAACCAUUGCUCCCACCUACCCUGAGCCAAGUCCUGGAUGGAUUCCUGCUCUUCACCGGCCUGGGGCUCAUCUUUGGGGCCCUGAUGCCCUUCAGUAUCUUCAGCCUUAUAAUCAGCCUACAGGCUCUGGCCGGAAGCAAAGCCUCUGUUCUCUAGGAACCAGCAGGUUAAAAGAGCCUUCUCACAGAAAACACAUGAGGAUUGUCUCAGCCUCUGCCUCUGAAUUUCCUUUCCUGCUAUCUUUAGGCCAUCCUGGGAUGAGUUGCUUGAAAAGAAGAUCCCAGACUAGUUCUAGGUCCCAGGGUUUGAAAAUGAAUGCAGAGGCCC